GAGAUGUCGGUAGCAAUUAUCAAGUCAAGUACAUACGCUCGCCGCUCGGCGUGAAAGACUUGAGUGGAACGUGCAUAUGAAUAUCGUCAGCUGAUUCCGCUUGUGAUUUCGUGCCCCGUGGGCCGUGGCGAAGCGCGUCCCGGCCGGGUGAAACUCGUGAACGACGAUCAUGCACCCUAAAGACCCAGUCAAUACCUCUCCUGAACCCUGAACGGCCUGAACCCCUCACUUCACCGGCAUGAGCGCAGCGACGGGCAAGAUUGGCGGGGAAUAUGGGCCUAUCCGCGCAAACAUCGACGUGGAGAGACUGGGCUCGUAUAUUGCGGCGAAUGUGCAGGCCAUCAAGACGCCGGUGGACGUGAAGCAGUUCAAGUUUGGGCAGUCGAACCCGACCUACUUUUUGACGGAUGCAACCACGAAGCGGUAUGUACUGCGGAAGAAGCCAGCAGGUCAGUUGGUUUCGUCGACCGCGCACCAGAUUGAGCGGGAAUACACCAUGCUUCGCGCGCUACACAAGCACAACACGAACCCGUCGACCCCGCCGGAAGGAAGGGUCCCCAUCCCAGAGCCCAUUAUCCUCUGCGAAGACAAGGAAAUUAUCGGGACGCCCUUCUACAUCAUGGAGUUCCUCGACGGGCGGAUAUUCACGGACGUGAGGAUGCCGGAGGUCUCGCCGGAGACGAGACGAGAAUGCUGGCUAUCUGCAGUCCGCGCCCUCGCAGCCCUUACUUCGCUCCCCCCCGCUGACCUCGGCCUCUCUUCCUUCGGCCCCUCCUCCGCGUACUUCCCGCGGCAAAUCAAGUCGCUUAGCCGCGUCUCCGCCGCGCAGGCCGCCGUGACGGACGUCGACACGCACAAGUCCGUCGGCGAGAUCCCGCGCUUUGGCGAGCUGAUCGCAUGGUACCAGCGGUCCCUGCCCGACGAGCGCAAGACCGGCCUGCGGAUCGUCCACGGGGACUACAAGCUCGACAACCUCGUGUUCCACCCGACGGAGAACAGGGUGAUUGGGAUACUCGACUGGGAGCUGUGUACGUUGGGCAGUCCGUUGGCAGACCUCGCGAACCUGACGCAGCCCUGGGCUGUAGACCCUGCUCUAGUCCCGGCCAACGGUAGCUCGCUGAUUGGCUUCAAGAAUGUGGUGAAGGACGUGCCUAUCUCUCUUGAGGACCUCGAGCGGGAGUACUGUCGGCUCACGUCCCAGCCAUACCCCAUCAAGGAGAUGGUCUUCGCGCGGAGUUGGAUGUUGUUCCGUCUUGCCGUCAUCGCACAAGGGAUCGCAGCGCGUUUCGCCCGUCGCCAGGCGAGCUCCGAGAAGGCCCACUUGUAUGCCGACGUAUUUCCUCUAAUUGGACAGUUGGCAUGGUCAGCAACGCAGGAGAACCCGACGCCGCGGUUGUAGUUCGUGUGAUAACAAUUUGUGUUUUCUUUCUGGUGGCACGGUAUGCUUCCGCGGACUGCUUUUUGAAAAUUCACUCAUGUAUUGCUCACUCAAGUUGCCGUUGGUGCAACUAUGUAUAUCAUACGGAGCGAAGCAAGAGGGCAAUGCCUUGUAGUUGACUUAAUGCGUCGCGGAUCAGCCGGCAUUCUGCUGUGUACAUCCUCCAGUGGCCCACUGGCAGAUGCAUGUAGUCCUGCUGCAUAUGAACGA
Molecule: messenger RNA, 1648 nt
Organism: Rhodofomes roseus
Lineage: Eukaryota; Fungi; Basidiomycota; Agaricomycetes; Polyporales; Fomitopsidaceae
Product: kinase-like domain-containing protein
Exons: 7
Coding region: 239-1399 (386 amino acids)
Source: RefSeq, a predicted model, not a curated record